AUGGAUCCUUGGGCCACAUAUUAUAUUUCUAUGCCCAGAUUUAAAGUAGACAAAACAAACAAAAUAGUCCCUGCCAUACAUGGUGAUCUGAGAAGAUCUACAUCUCAACGUCAAGAUACUUUUCACCAUCCCAGACAGUCAGAGAGGCCAAACUCAUCUCCUCCAGCCUCUGUUUGUGCAACAAGCUGGAAGCAUUUUCCGGACAGGACCACCUUUACCCCUACACAGUUGAGAAAAGAGAGGGAGGCCGAGGCUGAGUGUCAGAAGAAGUUCUGUGCUCUCCCAGUCCCAAGCCACGUCACUCAACCCCUCUAUCAGGAGAUGAUGGAGCUGAGAGAGAAAGAGAGGAAGCAGGGUCGUGAGCAGAGGAGGGACUUCUUGCUCUCUAUUCAAAAACCUUUCAACUUUCAGGAGAGAGAAAAGGAGAAAAAAGAGAAGUUGAUAGCAAUGUCAGACCAAGUGUCACAGGAUAAUAAAAACAAGGUCGCUGCUGUAAGAACUCCAGAUAAAGAGGCUAAAGAUUUGCUAAAGACAGAUUCAGAACUGAAAGACCAGGAACUUUGCAGACAAGUUGCCACUCUGACAUCAGUCCAACGAGAGAGUCCUGCUGUGUCUGGCAGCACCAAACUUCGCACUGCUGACCGCACCAGGAAGGAAAAGUUGGGAUUCCUAAAUGAGAGGCCGAGCUUCCAGCCUAAAAUCAACCAUCAGAUCCCUGAUUUCAGCAGGAUGCACAGAGCUUUGCAGACACAGGGGCUGAAAAAGACACAGAAUAAAGACGGGAUAAAAUGUCAGCCCUUUCAUCUGAGAACAGCAGCGCUGCCUGCGAGGCAAAGUAGGAUAAGUUCUGAACCCUUACAGAUACCAAGACCAAGUCAGCUCUGUAGAAGCAAAUCAAUGGGGGCCCUAACUUCACUCUCCACAGACACACUCCCCACAUUUAUAACAGAUGCCGUCAGGAAGCGCUGCAUGGCCAUCAGAAAGUCAAUGGAAUUGAGGGAGAGCAAGAAUCAGGAGAGUGUGGACUGGUUAAGGAAGUUCCACAUGAGGUCCCAGGUCAUGCAGAAGACGGUCUCACUCCAUGCUAGGCUGCUGGACCCACACAGCAGCUUGAAAGAAGUGUGUCAUGAGAAACUACAGCAGCAUUGGGAAGCUGACAAUCAGCGGACGAGAGAGUACAUGAAGGAGUUACGGAACAUGAAGGCACGCGUCAGUGAACGCCCUUAUUUGUUUGAACAGGUGACACAGAAAAAUGCAAAAGCUCAUGCAGAGCAGACGUACAGGAACAAGCUGAAGAAAGCCGGAUUAAAGGAGCAAUUUGUUGAAGAAAAAGGAGAGGCAACAUCAUCCAGAUCAGAUGAAGACAUAGACGAGAAUGACAUUCAGAGCAGGGAUGAAAAUGUAGACGACGGGGAGAAAAUUGAAGAUGUGGAUGAGAAGAGCGUGAAGUCCAAAGGAGAAAUACCAUGAUCAGAAGGGUUAAGGCGGCACAGAGUUUUUGUGGCUUCACCGUCAGAAAACAACAGCGUCCUCAAAAAUGAUUCAUGUCACGGCUUACUGUCCGCAGCAAGCGUUUGGUUGUUUAAGAUGUUCAACCAUAAAUUAUGAAAUUAUAAAACGUUCUGGGUUUUACAAUCGGAAAUUUUUGCAAUUACAAGUUAUAGACAGUAAAAGUUUAUAGAAGUGUAUACGUUCUAGGUUGUAAAUAUUUGUAUAUGCUUUGAGUUUAACACAUAUCAUGACAUUUCAAGGAAAAUAAAUUAAACGUAAAAAAAUCUGCGUUUGGUUUUUUUAGACCACAGUUUUGCUUAAGAAUAAAAACUCUGUAAUUUAGAGAAUUAUGAUACUUGGUUACCAGAAUAAACAGUUCAACAACAACAUAACAUUAAAUUGCACCAAUCAUUGUUGUUUGACCCACACUGAAUCAAGAAGCUUUUGAUAUCAAAAUAAAAGAUUACAGGGUACAUACGAUCUCUUUCUCUGCUGAAUCUUUGAAAAACAAGCAAUGGUCAUUUUUUGAUUGGGCAGGUCCCAUAAGGACAUUUAAUGUCUGACACAGGCUUUUCUCAGAUGCUCUGGUUAAAGUUCCCAGUUGUUUCUUUUGCCACACUACCUAAAUAAACAUCUCACUGAGACCAUUUAAGUGGUCUGCUCUGAGCCCAUAGACCCACAUCAAAUACACUCAUACACUGGCCUUCACUGUAAACCUGUGCUUAGAAAGCCGACUUCCUGGAAUUUUAGAAAUCAUUUUUACUUACAAACCACACGAGAAUGUCUUUCUUAACCAUCAUAAUCAAAAUGUCAUUAUGAAGACACCAGUUCAUACCAGAGAUAAUACUUUUCUGUAGGCAGAUAUGUCAUGCAUUUACGCUAAAAGCAGUGUUUGAACAACUUUCAAUCAGAACAUAACAGUAAAAGAAAUUCACAUUAAAUAACAUUACUAUUUGUCCUUCCUGACUUGUGUGCAUCACUACAGAGAAUGGCAGGGAAAGAGAGUCUGUAACAGUAUUUAGCUGAAUAUUUGGAAUAUUCUUUACAAAAAAAGACCAAAAAGUAUAAAAGCUAAAAUGUUGUCAAAUAACAACUUAUUUAUAUAAUAAUUAAUCCUAGGGUCUUUUCCAUGAAAUAUCAAACAUCACAUGACACCUCAAGGGCUCUAUCCUGUCAGGUUGUCAUGGGAACCGUGUUUCCCUCCCCACUCGGCCUUGUCGUCCCUCAGGAGAACACUAUGCGACUCUGAUUCCCCUGAUGCACGGCUGAAAAAACAGAGCCAAUCUCUUAGCAUAUGUCAGAUAAUAUCCAAGUGAGAAGCUUCCUCCUGCUGUAGCAGACUCCUGUGACCUGUCUUGAAACAAACUGAAGUGGAACGCAUUUAGAAGCUGAGAGAGGGAAUAAACAUGUCUCAUUUAGAUUAAUGAGAGGCUGUGUGCUGGGCAAACAAAUGUUCAGAUCGGGCUAAUUGAGUGGCCCUGUUUGGCAGAUGAACAAUAUAUUUUUACCAAAUUGGUGCAUUUUUCCCCCAGCUGCUUUAGGAUAUAGAAACUCCCACACGUUUAAUUAUGUAAAUGCAUGGGUUGCAAAUAUAUGCAGCCGAGGAAACACCGUGAAAUAGAUCCUAUCGCUCUCAAUCCUAUUAACUGUCACAAUGACAGAGUUCUAGGUCUAAUAUUUGUGACAUAUUUGUCUGAUAUUUUUUUCUGACGUGUAGACUCUCCUGCCCUUCAGU
Molecule: messenger RNA, 3226 nt
Organism: Labrus bergylta (ballan wrasse)
Lineage: Eukaryota; Metazoa; Chordata; Actinopteri; Labriformes; Labridae
Source: RefSeq, a predicted model, not a curated record